Molecule: messenger RNA, 1410 nt
Organism: Aspergillus nomiae NRRL 13137
Lineage: Eukaryota; Fungi; Ascomycota; Eurotiomycetes; Eurotiales; Aspergillaceae
Product: glycoside hydrolase family 43
Exons: 8
Coding region: 1-1410 (469 amino acids)
Source: RefSeq, a predicted model, not a curated record
AUGGCCGUUGGAAGAUUCGCCUCGACGCUCCUAGCACUUGCUGCUUGUGCUAAUGCUAAAUGGAUUGUUCCUGGCGCACGAUGCAUGAUACCGAUGGCAACAUUUUCAAUGCUCAUGCCGGAGGACUUUGCGCUGAUCGGGAGACUGGCAAGUUCUACUGGUUCGGGGAGUACAAAGUCGAGGGUCAAGUUGAAGGUGGUGGGGUCUCUGUCUAUAGCUCUGACGACCUUGCAACUUGGGAGUCGCACGGGCUCGCUCUCGGUGAAGCCCAUUGAGAACCAUACCUAUAUCUCGCCGCAUAAUCGCAUCCAGCGCCCGAAGGUGAUAUACAGCGAAGAAACCGGUCAAUAUCAUAUGUGGUGGCACGCCGAUGAUGACAAGUACUCUUGGCUCCUCCAAGGUCUUGCAACAGCCGACAAUAUUGCCGGCCCCUAUACCUUUGUGGAUGCUACCUCUCCCUUGGCCGUUGAGGAGGUUACUUACCGAUUUCCCAAGUAUGACUUCGAGGCACCUACUAUCCUGCAAACAGAAAAUAGUUACUAUGCGCUUAUGAGCCAUAAGACUGGAUAUCGGCCUAAUAAUGUGGUGGCAUUCCGCGCUGAUAAACUCGAGGGCCCCUGGUCCCAGCCAUUUUUCGUUUCCCCGGCAUAUACACGUACAUUCAGUACGCAGUCUGGGUUCUCUUGGAGGAUUCAGGGGACUAAAAAGACCACGCACUUGUAUAUGGCCGACCAGUGGGACAUGAACUCGCUCUGGGAGAGUCGCAACGUAUGGCUUCCUAUUGAGAUCGAUGAUCGUGAAGGUAGCUUGAAGGUCGUCUGGCACGAUGUUUACGACAUGAACGUUAAAACGGGUGAAUGGAAGCCCAUCGAGGGAGAGACAUAUAUCUCCAAACACGCAAAGACCGCGGGAGAUGCCUACCUACAAGAGGCGAUAUUCGCUAGCGGAAACCGAAUCGCUACCGGCAUUUACGGUAAUGACAGCACAAUCACCUUCACUGUGCGAGGCCAAGGCCAAGACCAAUGGGUAUCGUUCUACCACCAAAGUAAGUUGCUCCCUCCUCUCUUCCCCAAACUAACUCCACACUCACUAACCAACUCCUCAAACAUUGACGACAUGGGCUUCGGUGAUCAGCCCAUGGGCCAACCCGAUCGCAUAAACAGCACCUGGCAACUCCGGCGGAUCAGCAGCGUGGUAGUGAAUGGUGACACAGAGAACGUACACACGUUAUACCAGAAGGAUACUCAUAAGGGUAUUAUUCUCUCCACGCCGCUUUUAUUGUCAUUGAAUAAAGGGGAGAAUACAAUUACGGUUGGCGGGUUGUGGAAUGGGUUUGAUUUCAAGGGGGCAGAUUUGGAUCGGGCUGUGGUCUAUCCCCCAGAAGGGGCGAAGAAGCGGUGGUUCUGGUAA